This is a messenger RNA of Zea mays, 871 nucleotides long. Its product is annotated as loricrin. Bases 71 to 661 code for a protein of 196 amino acids. The transcript is spliced from 2 exons. The record is from RefSeq and is marked validated. NCBI's taxonomy places the organism in Eukaryota, Viridiplantae, Streptophyta, Magnoliopsida, Poales, Poaceae.
GCAAAGGCAGCUACCUGCUCACCGUCCUAUUGUCUCUGCCCCCACCUACCGUGUGCACGUACCAGCAGGGAUGUUGAACAGCGGAUCAUGCUUGGCCGGCGGACAUGACGGCAAUAACGACCAGCCGAACGGAGACGGUGGUGGCCAGCAGUAUGAAGGGACCGGCGGCAAGAAGCAGCUCGAGUCCUCGAGGCUCAAGAAGAGCAGCGGCAACAAAGAUAAAGCCGACGCCGCAGAGGACGACUACCCCAACCCCAAGUACUGCACCAACAACACCAGCGGUGGUACCAGCGUAGCCGGCGCGCCCUACUGCGUCGGCGUCGGCGUCGGCGGAGGCGGAGGCGGAUACGGGAACAGCUCUCGCUGCGGCGGCGGUGGCGACGGCGACAGCUAUGGCAACAGCUGUCCCUACGGCACCGGCGGCAACGCACCAUACAACAACGCUCCCGCCGCCUUCUGGGCUCCCCAGGACGGCGCCAGGUCGCCGUUGUACAUCAAUACCCAGGCGGUGCACGUGUACGGCAUGCCUUGUGUGUCCAACAACGAUAACAGCAACGACGACGACAAGAGGACGAAGAGAGGCAACGGGUUCUUCGGCCCGGUGUUCCAUGCCGCCGGCCACUUCUUAGAUCGAAAGUUCGGCUUCGACGGCAGGGACUGAUGACUGAUCCAUAUGUAGACAUGGCCGACGUGCCAUCUAUAUAUGAUCAUAUAUGUUUAAUUUGCUUCACCCUAGCCGUCUCCACAUGUAGACAUCUAUAUAUGAUCAUAUAUGUUUAACUAGCUGAAUGCCCGUGCGUUGCAACGGAAAUAUAUAAUACCAAUAUACUGCGAUAACUUAUAUACAAAAUGUGUGUUAUAUUGUUAUGAG